AUGGUAUACACCAAACGGAACAUCAGAAAACUAAUUCUGGAGAGGUCUUGUGAAGAUGGGAAAGUCUACACCUGGAACUCACACCUUGCCAAACACCAUCAGAGCGUUCAUGGUGGGAAGGCACAUGAAAGAGCCUUAAUUCAGAAUGCACUAUUUAUUCCGCAUCAGAGAUCCGAACAUGGAGAGAAUCCUUAUGAGUGUAGUGAAUGUGGAAAAACUUAUGGUAAUUAUUCAGCCCUUACAGUACAUCAGAGAAUUCACACUGGAGAGAAACCCUAUGCAUGCAAGGAAUGUGGGAAAGCCUUUAAUCAUAACGUCUCUCUUAUUCAACACCAGAGAAUCCAUACUGCAGGGAAACCUCAUGAAUGUAGUCAAUGUGGGAAGGCUUUUAGUCAGAUAAGGCACUUUAUUCAACAUCAGCGAAUUCAUGCCCGUGAGAAACCUUAUGAAUGUAACGCAUGCGGUAAAGCCUUCAGUCACAACUCAUCCCUUAUUGAACAUCAGUUUAUUCAUACUGGAGAGAAGCCCUUCAAAUGCAGCGAAUGUGGGAAAGCCUUUAGUCACAACUCUUCCCUAACUGUCCAUCAGUUUAUUCACACUGGAGAGAAACCCUAUGAAUGUAGCGAGUGUGGCAAGGUCUUUAGUCAGAGCUCACACCUCUAUCAGCAUCAGAGAACUCACACUGGAGAGAAACCGCAUGCCUGUAAGGACUGCGGGAAAGCCUUCAGUGAUCCAUCAGCCCUUAUUCGACACCAGAGAACUCAUACUGGAGAAAAACCCUACAAGUGCAGAGAAUGCGGUAAAACUUUCAGCCAGAGCUCAACGCUCAUAAAACACACAAAAACCCACACUGGAGAGAAACCGUAUGCCUGUAAAGACUGUGGGAGAGCCUUCAGCCAGAGUUCAUCCCUGACGCAACAUCAGAAGAUUCACACUGGAGAAAAGCCGUUCAACUGUCACGAGUGUGGGAAAGCCUUCAGCAGGAGUGCCCAUCUUACUCAGCACCAGAGGAUUCACACCGGAGAGAAACCCUGUGGGUGUAAUGAAUGUGGCAGAGCUUUCAGGUGUAGUUCAGCCCUCAUUAGGCAUCAGAGGCUUCACAGUGGAGAAUCACUCUGAAUGUGUGGUCAUUCCGACUCUCGCUUUGUUAAAGACCAAAGAAUCCUACUUUCAUGAGUUACUAUAAUUGUGAUCCCCCCCCCCCGCCUUUUUUUGAGGGCUGAUAAUCCUUGCCUCCCAUUUUCUCCU
This is a messenger RNA of Mustela lutreola (European mink), 1248 nucleotides long. RefSeq names its product zinc finger protein 239-like. Lineage: Eukaryota; Metazoa; Chordata; Mammalia; Carnivora; Mustelidae. The transcript has a single exon. The record is from RefSeq and is a predicted model, not a curated record. Bases 1 to 1119 code for a protein of 372 amino acids.